CUGGACUUGGGCUGAGAGUGGAUCCGGCAGGACCAGCCAGCCCCGGCAGUUGAGGUGGUGGCGCGAGUCCUGGAGAAGGCUUGAAAGAGAGGCGUGACUGUUGGGUCUGUGGGCAAGAUGGAAUCUCCACAGAUCGUCGACGAUCGGGCCUUCUGCUGCACUCUGAAAUGCUUUGUGAAGUUGCUGCGGUUGGUGGUAACUGUGGCAUCUAUGACCUUUUUCAUCAUUGCACAAGCCCCUGAACCAUAUAUCGUUAUCACUGGGUUUGAAGUCACCAUCAUCUUCUGUUUCAUAGUCUUGUAUAUGUGCGGACUUGACAAGAUAAUGAGGUUUUUCUUUUGGUCUUUGCUUGAUGUUAUCAACUCAAUGGUAACUACAUUGUGCAUGCUCAUUGUGUCUGUGCUGGCCCUUGUACCAGAAACCUCAACGAUGACAGUCCUUGGAGGGGUGUUUGGUCUCCUGACAGUAACAUGCACUAUUGCUGAUUGUGCCCUCAUGUGCCAGAGACUUCGGUUCAGUCCACAUCGGCCUUAUCAGAAAAGGUCCGAUGAUAACAUUGACGAAGGAUGAUAAUUUUGUGCUCAUUUUAGUAGUUAUUAAAAUAAUUCUUUAUACUUCCAUGUA
Messenger RNA from Apodemus sylvaticus (European woodmouse), 624 nucleotides. It is a transcript of the gene Cklf, whose product is annotated as chemokine like factor. NCBI's taxonomy places the organism in Eukaryota, Metazoa, Chordata, Mammalia, Rodentia, Muridae. The record is from RefSeq and is a predicted model, not a curated record. Bases 118 to 570 code for a protein of 150 amino acids. The transcript is spliced from 4 exons. Gene Ontology annotation, cellular component: membrane.